This is a messenger RNA of Wyeomyia smithii (pitcher-plant mosquito), 2018 nucleotides long. RefSeq names its product membrane-bound alkaline phosphatase-like. Gene Ontology annotation, biological process: dephosphorylation. The coding region runs from base 55 to 1638 and encodes 527 amino acids. The record is from RefSeq and is a predicted model, not a curated record. Lineage: Eukaryota; Metazoa; Arthropoda; Insecta; Diptera; Culicidae. The transcript is spliced from 2 exons. Gene Ontology annotation, molecular function: alkaline phosphatase activity.
UCCAGAGCACCGAGCAGCGAGGGCAAUAGCUACCACGUCAGUUGAUCAGUGAACAUGAAGCUGCUGGUGAGUUGUGUGACGUUUCUGAGCCUCUCGAUUGCCGUGCCUCUCGAUGGCCGACAAUCGCGAGGCCGAACGGCAGAAGAAAACUAUCAUCCGAGUUUCCCGGAGGACCGAAUUGUCCGAGCAAACACCCGCAAUGCCCAGCUGGAGCAAACCAUCGACUAUUGGUACGCGGAAGCGCGAAAGACGGUCGACAAACUGGUCGAUCGGACGGAGAACAAAAAUAUCGCCAAAAAUAUCAUCCUCUUCCUGGGCGAUGGAAUGUCGAUUGCAACGGUCGGAAUGACACGCGUCUAUUUUGGAGGAGAGGAAAAACAGCUAGCCUUCGAGACAUUCCCCUACACGGGAAUGUCGAAAACUUAUUGCGUUGACUAUCAGGUUGCUGAUUCAGCCUGUACCUCUACGGCCUAUCUUUGCGGUGUGAAGGGCAACUACGCAACGAUCGGGGUAAAUGCUCAGGUUCCAAACAUGAACUGUACUGCCGAACUGGACGAGAGCACUCAUACCCACUCGAUCGCCAAAUGGGCCAUGGAUGCCGGCAAAGACGCUGGAUUCGUCACAACGACGCGUGUCACCCACGCGAGUCCCGCCGGUAUCUACGCACACACGGCCAAUCGAGAUUGGGAAGACGACGCAUGGAUUGAGGAUGACGGGUGCGACUCAGAGGUGUUGGAUGAUAUUGCGGAGCAGCUGGUGUACGGAGAAGUUGGUAAACGUUUAAAAGUGAUCAUGGGAGGCGGUCGCCGACAAUUUCUAGGUAGUGACCUUGAUCCAGAGUACGGAACCCCAGGAAUACGAAGGGACAAUAAAAAUUUAAUUCGUGAAUGGCAAGAAAUGGAAGGUUUCGGAGAGAAUCGAACCUAUGUAUGGAAUAAAGAGGAUCUGUUUAAGGUUGAUCCAGUGCACACAGGCCGCUUGUUGGGAUUGUUCGAACCAAGCCAUUGCGCGUUCAACUUGGACCGAGUGCGGAACAACAUGGAGGCCGAACCGACGCUCGCGGAAAUGGUUGACCGUGCGACGGAUUUGCUCAGUCAAAAUGAGAAGGGAUUCUUUCUGUUCGUUGAAGGAGGCCGUAUCGAUCAUGCUCAUCACGAUAAUUGGGGCAAGCUGGCGCUGGAUGAAACGGUGGAAUUUGCAAAAGCUGUUGAGCUUGCGCGGGAGAAGUUUAGUGAUGAAGACACUCUCAUUGUUGUUACGGCCGAUCAUGCGCACAGUGUUAGCUUUAGUGGUUAUCCGAAUCGAGGUGCGGAUAUUACUGGUUCCGCAGGAACCUCUUCCGAUGGACUUCCGUACAUGACUCUCACCUACGCCAAUGGACUCGGAUUUUACGAUCACAUCGAUGUGGAGAAUAAAGGGCGGAUGGACAUUCGUAAUAUGGAUACUACUGCGGAUUACUUCCGAUAUCCAGCGACGGUUCCGGUCGAGCUGGAAACACAUGGCGGAGAGGACGUCACGGUGUAUGCUUCGGGGCCAUGGGCGCACUUGUUUACCGGAACGUACGAACAGCACGCCAUUCCCCAUAUUAUGGCAUAUGCUUCCUGCAUUGGUGACGGCCUCAAAGCCUGCUCGACGUGAUGAGGUCGAACGUCCCGAAUCAUAUGAGCAAAUAUUCGCAUUCAAUCUCGAUUUACACUCCAGUAAAUUUUUUUGACAAUAAUCCAUCAUUUAGUUUUUGUGAUAUAAAACCAAUCGAUUGGAACCUUCGUGUGCCAGUAUGAUUCCUUAAUGUCAUUAGUGACGGCAAUCAUUGUAAUUGAGACUGAAAAAAUCAAAAGCCAUAAAUCAGAUUCAUUGUUGCUAUUCGCGUGUUGAAUGCCGAUUGAAGAGAUAAGCAGCCUGUCUAAUUGUAAUCGUUUGAGCUUCGAUACUAUGAAUACGCUGUACGUGAGGUGAUAUGUACUCAGUAGCAAAGGCAGAUGGCGGCUGAAAUUUGAUUUACGAUUUAUUUCACAUGA